Molecule: messenger RNA, 5040 nt
Organism: Xenopus tropicalis (tropical clawed frog)
Lineage: Eukaryota; Metazoa; Chordata; Amphibia; Anura; Pipidae
Gene: dnmt1
Product: DNA methyltransferase 1
Exons: 34
Coding region: 265-4743 (1492 amino acids)
Biological process (GO): chromatin organization
Cellular component (GO): nucleus; chromosome
Molecular function (GO): chromatin binding; DNA binding; DNA-methyltransferase activity
Source: RefSeq, a predicted model, not a curated record
AGCGCGGAGGGGGCGGGGUUACGUGACGGCGCCCGGUUCUUUUGCCAUUUGAAAAGGAGAGGCGGUUCCGUGCGGUGGGUCACUGUGUCUGGCUCUGUCGCUCCGCACUUAUCACGCCGCUGCUUGCUCUCUCUGUUGGUAUAACUCACCUUGAGGUGGCGGGAAAAUCCCGAGCUUCCCGCGUUGUGAGGAACUGAGACCUGCCCUUACGGGAACGGACCGCUGCCUCUGACCGAGUCUGUCUCACCGCUGUUAUAUACCGCCAUGCCGGCCCAGUCCGCUUCCCUGGCUCUGCCUGCCGAUGUCAGGAAACGGCUAAAGGAUUUGGAGAGGGAUCAGGAUGGAAUGACAGAAAAGGAAUGUGUACAACAGAAACUGAGUUUGGUGCUUGGCUUCCUUGAAGCAGAUGCUAGAAACAAACUAAGUGAUCUGGAGAGCAAGCUGAGCAGCGAGGAACUGUCUGAGGAAGGAUACCUUACGAAAGUGAAGGCUCUUCUGCGGAAGCAGUUGAGCUGUGAAAAUGGAGACCUCAGCUUAAAUGGAGAAACAAAUGGGUGCUCUACAAAUGGUACCUGCGGCAGUGAUGAGGAAGAUGUGGAGAUGUCAGAGUCCAAUACUGCUGGAGUUAAAAAUCGCAAGACUAGGAAAAGCAAAACCAAUGGAGAAAAUAAGAAAUCGCCAGCCCGUGCACGCUCAUCAAGAAGCACUACUGGCAAGCAGGCCACCAUCCUCUCCAUGUUUUCUAAAGGGUCAAACAAGCGGAAAUCCAGCGAUGAAGAAAAAGACACAGAUGUUUCGGCUGAUGCAGACCAACCAGAAGAGAAGGAAAAGGAAGAGAAAAGAAUAAAAAUCGAAGUUAAUGAAAGCGAGAACGAAAAUCGGUCUACGGCUGAAGAGAGUAAAAAGGUGAAACCUGUUCUGCCACCAAAAACACCACCACCUAAAUGCAUGGACUGCAGGCAAUAUUUGGAUGAUCCAGACCUCAAGUACUUUCAGGGUGAUCCAGACGACGCUCUAGAUGAGCCAGAGAUGUUAACAGAUGAGCGAUUAUCCCUUUUUGAAGCCAAUGAGGAUGGGUUUGAGAGCUAUGAUGACCUUCCCCAGCAUAAAGUUACAUGCUUCAGCGUUUAUGAUAAAAGGGGUCAUUUAUGUCCUUUUGACUCUGGUCUGAUUGAGAAGAAUGUCGAGCUGUACUUCAGCGGAUAUGUAAAACCGAUUUAUGAUGACAACCCCUCUCUUGAUGGUGGUGUACGAGCAAAGAAACUGGGUCCCAUUAAUGCUUGGUGGAUAACUGGUUUUGAUGGAGGAGAAAAGGCUUUGAUUGGCUUUACAACUGCUUUUGCGGACUAUAUCCUAAUGGAUCCCAGUGAAGAAUACAGCAGCAUCUUUGCUCUGAUGCAGGAAAAGAUUUACAUGAGUAAGAUAGUUGUAGAAUUCCUUCAGAAUAACCCUGAUGUGAGUUAUGAAGAUCUGCUCAACAAGAUUGAGACUACCGUCCCACCUUCAGGCUUAAACUUUAACCGGUUCACGGAAGACUCUUUAUUAAGGCAUGCACAGUUUGUGGUGGAACAAGUGGAGAGCUAUGAUGAGGCUGGUGAUAGUGAUGAGCAGCCUGUUAUUGUAACUCCCUGCAUGAGGGACCUCAUAAAGUUGGCUGGUGUUACCCUGGGCAAAAGGCGAGCAGCAAGAAGACAAGCCAUUAGACAUCCUACAAAGAUAGAGAAGGACAACAAAGGACCAACAAAGGCCACUACCACAAAACUUGUGUAUCAGAUCUUUGACACAUUCUUCUCAGAACAAAUAGAGAAAGAUGCAGAUAAGGAAAAUGGCAUCAAACGCAGGCGUUGUGGUGUUUGUGAGGUGUGUCAGCAACCAGACUGUGGCCAGUGCAAAGCUUGCCAGGAUAUGUUAAAGUUUGGUGGGGCAGGCCGUACCAAACAAGCCUGCACACAGAGAAGGUGUCCAAACCUGGCAGUAAAGGAAGCAGAUGAAGAUGAGGAAGUUGAGGAUGUUGUACCAGAAAUGCCUUCGCCCAAAAAGAUCCUUCAGGGAAAGAAGAAAAAACUGGAGAAAAAGAACAGGAUCUCUUGGGUGGGAGAUCCAAUUAAGACUGAAGGAAAAAAAGACUUUUACCUGAAAGUGUCCAUUGACUCUGAAAUCUUGGAAGUUGGGGAUUGUGUAUCAGUGAGUCCUGAUAAUCCAACAGAGCCUCUGUACUUGGCAAGGAUCACAUCCAUGUGGGAGGAUGCCUGUGGGCCAAUGUUCCAUGCGCACUGGUUCUGCCUCGGCACAGAUACAGUUCUUGGUGCAACAUCUGAUCCCCUCGAGCUCUUUCUUGUGGAUGAAUGUGAGGACAUGCAGUUAUCCUAUAUUCAUGGCAAAGUGAAGGUCAUUUACAAAGCGCCAUCUGACAACUGGUUCAUGGAGGGAGGAACACACACUGAUAUAAAGGUUGUGGAGGAUGAUGGAAGCACUUAUUUUUACCAGCUGUGGUAUGAUCCAGAAUAUGCACGCUUUGAGACUCCUCCCACCCCUCAGCCUACAGAGGACAAUAAGUAUAAGUUCUGCACCAGUUGUGCCCGUCUGGCUGAAAUAAGGCAGAGAGAGAUGCCCAGAGUAAGCUGUCCCGUAGAGGAUUUGGACUCUAAAGUUUGCUACAGUACAGCUAUAAAGAAUGAUGUACAGUAUAAGGUUGGAGAUGGAGUGCUGCUCCUUCCUGAUGCCUUCUCAUUUAGUGUGAAGCUGGGUAGCCCAAUGAAGCGACCUCAAAAGAAGGAUGAUGUGGAUGAGGAUCUGUACCCAGAAUACUACCGUAAAUCAUCAGACUACAUUAAGGGUAGCAACCUGGAUGCUCCAGAACCAUACAGAUUGGGUCGCAUUAAGGAGAUAUUCUGCAACAAGAGAAGUAAUGGAAAGGCUAAUGAGUCGGAUAUAAAGCUGAGGAUUUACAAGUUUUACAGACCUGAAAAUACUCACAAAGGUGUAAAAGCAAGCUACCAUUCAGACGUAAACAUGGUUUACUGGAGCGACGAAGAGGCAGUAGUGGACUUUAAGGCAGUGCAAGGGCAUUGUACAGUAGAAUAUGGUGAAGACCUGACUGAAACCAUUCAGGAGUACUCUGCUGGAGGAUCAGAUCGCUUUUAUUUCCUAGAGGCCUAUAGUGCAAAAACCAAAAGCUUUGAAGAUCCACCAAACCAUGCUCGCAGUGCUGUUAACAAAGGCAAAGGAAAGGGCAAGGGAAAAGGCAAAGGUAAAACUGCCUCAAAGUCUGAGAAUGAACAGCAAAAUUGUGGUGAUAAGCUGCCUAAACUGCGCACCCUGGAUGUGUUUUCUGGCUGUGGAGGGCUCUCUGAAGGCUUUCACCAAGCAGGCAUAUCUGAGACAAACUGGGCAAUAGAGAUGUGGGAGCCUGCAGCCCAAGCCUUCAGGCUGAACAAUCCUGGUACUACAGUAUUCACAGAAGACUGCAAUGUUCUCCUCAAACUAGUCAUGUCUGGAGAAAAGACCAAUUCCCUAGGGCAGCGCUUGCCUCAAAAGGGAGAUGUGGAAAUGCUGUGCGGAGGGCCCCCCUGCCAAGGGUUUAGUGGCAUGAACAGGUUUAACUCAAGAACCUAUUCAAAGUUCAAGAACUCCCUGGUGGUUUCAUAUCUCAGCUACUGUGACUACUACAGACCAAAAUACUUCCUCUUGGAAAACGUCAGGAACUUUGUAUCAUUCAAAAGAUCUAUGGUGCUUAAGCUAACACUCCGCUGCCUUGUGCGUAUGGGCUACCAGUGCACAUUCGGUGUUCUUCAGGCUGGCCAGUAUGGCGUUGCACAGACCCGCAGGAGAGCAAUCGUACUUGCUGCUGCUCCAGGAGAGAAGCUUCCAAUGUUCCCUGAGCCUUUGCAUGUGUUUGCCCCACGUGCUUGUUCACUGAGUGUUGUUGUGGAUGAAAAGAAAUAUGUCAGUAACAUCACAAGAACUAACUCGAGCCUUUUCCGAACAAUCACUGUCCGGGAUACCAUGUCUGACCUUCCAGAAAUCCGCAAUGGAGCCUCUGCUCUGGAAAUUUCUUACAAUGGAGAGCCUCAGUCCUGGUUCCAAAGGCAGAUUCGUGGCUCGCAGUAUCAGCCAAUUCUCAGGGAUCAUGUCUGCAAGGACAUGAGCGCUUUAGUUGCUGCCAGAAUGCGUCACAUACCUCUUGCUCCUGGCUCAGACUGGCGGGAUCUACCUAACAUGGAAGUGCGUCUGUCAGAUGGCACUACAACCAGAAAGUUACGCUAUAGUCACCAUGACAAGAAAAAUGGGCGCAGCAGCACUGGUGCUUUAAGAGGAGUCUGCUCUUGUUCUGAAGGCAAACCAUGUGACCCUGCAGACCGGCAGUUCAACACGCUGAUUCCCUGGUGCCUGCCCCACACAGGAAACAGACACAAUCACUGGGCUGGCUUGUAUGGAAGACUUGAGUGGGACGGCUUCUUUAGCACCACUGUUACUAACCCUGAGCCAAUGGGCAAACAGGGUCGCGUCCUUCACCCAGAGCAACAUCGUGUGGUGAGUGUGAGGGAAUGUGCGCGGUCCCAAGGAUUUCCCGACACCUACAGACUGUUCGGUAAUAUCUUGGAUAAACACAGGCAGGUGGGUAAUGCCGUGCCGCCGCCUCUUUCGAAAGCCAUUGGUUCAGAGAUAAAGAAAUGCGUUUUGUCAAGGGAGAAAGAGAAUGGAACAGAAACCGUGAAGGCUGAAAAGAUGGAGACCGAUUAACUUUUUUUUGGGGGGGGGGGGGGCAGCUUACACUGAAUUUCCCUCCGGAGUUUCAAACUGAAGAGCAGAUAUUAAAUCUGACACUUCUCUUCUGGUUUAUCAAAUUUGACAUUUCCAGCUCUUAAUUUUUAUCUGCUGAAUCAGAUGAGCUGCGCGACAGCACUUCUAAAGAUUUUAAAGAACAGUGGGUUUUAUUAUACGUUGUACGUCGGCGUCUUACCUCUCCACUUUGUAUACGUGCUAUUAUGUAGUUUUUAUAUGUUGUAAUAUUUGAAAUAAAAUGUCUCUUGUACAUGA